CCCGCGCGCCGCCCGCGCUAUGGCCGCCCCGCCGCAGCUGCGGACUCUGCUCCUUGCGAUCAACGCACUGUUGCGCAAGCGCCGCUACCACGCAGCGUUGUCCAUGCUUAAGGGCUUCCGGAACGGGGCUGUCUAUGGAGCCAAAAUCCGGGCCCCUCACGCACUGAUCAUGACCUUUCUCUUCCGGAGUGGCAGCCUCCGGGAGAAGCUGUGGGCUAUCCUGCAGGCCACGUACACUCACUCCCGGAACCUGGCCAGCUUUGUGUUCACUUACAAGGGACUCUGCGCCCUGCAGUCCCACCUCCAGGGCGAGACCUACCAGGUGCACUCAUUCGUGGCUGCCUUCCUUGGGGGCGUCCUGGUGUUUGGAAACAACAAUAACAUCAACAGCCAGAUCAACAUGUACCUGAUGUCACGCCUCCUGUUUGCCCUGUGCCGCCUGGGCGUGGGGAAGGGCUACAUUCCUGAGCCCAGGUGGGACCCGUUCCCGUUGUUCACCGGGCUACUGUGGGGGCUGGUGCUGUGGCUCUUCGAGUACCACCGGCCCACGCUGCAGCCCUCUCUGCAGUCCUCCAUGACCUACCUGUACGAGGACAGCAACGUGUGGCACGACCUCUCGGACUUCCUCAUCUACAGCAAGAGGCGCCCCUCCGAGUAA
This is a messenger RNA of Lipotes vexillifer (Yangtze River dolphin), 658 nucleotides long. It is a transcript of the gene PXMP4, whose product is annotated as peroxisomal membrane protein 4. The coding region runs from base 20 to 658 and encodes 212 amino acids. The record is from RefSeq and is a predicted model, not a curated record. Gene Ontology annotation, cellular component: peroxisomal membrane. NCBI's taxonomy places the organism in Eukaryota, Metazoa, Chordata, Mammalia, Artiodactyla, Lipotidae. The transcript has 4 exons.